GAACGCCGUAGUACUUCCGGUGUCAGCAUGUCUAUCUGUCUGACUAGAGUCAAUUAGAAAUUCAUACAAAAUUAGCCCCCUUGUAACUGAUUUACUGACGUGACAGUUUAUGUUUUGUUCACACAGACAUGGCUAUUACAGCUGAUCGCAUCCGGGAGAAACUUAUUAAGGAGUUCGCGGCAGUACACGUGGAUGUGGAGGACACAUCAUCCAACAGAUGUGCUGCCAGCUUCAAAGUCCUGGUGGUAUCAUCCCAGUUUGAGGGCAAACCACUGUUACAGAGACACAGGAUGGUGAAUACAUGCCUAGCUGAGGAGCUGAAAGACAUCCACGCUUUUGAACAGAAGACCCUCACACCAGAACAGUGGGAGAAACAGAAAUCACAAUGACACACACACAUUUUAUCACACUCACAUCAGAUCAAAAUUUCUGCUAUAAAACAGGCCUUACACCUCUCUGAUAUGCUGAUAUGUAGAACAGAUUCAAAUGCUCUACUUAAUUUCCUGUAAAUCAGCAGUAUUGACAUAAAUGCAAUGGAAUGUUCUGGUGGCAAUAAAACACUUGGAUGCUGUA
Epinephelus lanceolatus (giant grouper) is the source of this 573-nucleotide messenger RNA. RefSeq names its product bolA-like protein 2. Lineage: Eukaryota; Metazoa; Chordata; Actinopteri; Perciformes; Serranidae. Gene Ontology annotation, molecular function: 2 iron, 2 sulfur cluster binding. Gene Ontology annotation, cellular component: nucleus; cytosol. Gene Ontology annotation, biological process: protein maturation; intracellular iron ion homeostasis. The record is from RefSeq and is a predicted model, not a curated record.